AUGGAGAAAACUAAUAACAGAUCUGAAUCAACAUUUAAAAAUGCUUUAAAAAAGUUACGUAGACAUUUAAACAUAGAAAAUCAUGCAGACUUGUGUAAUCGGGAACGACCCCCCAAAGAUAUUAAAGCUGUCGUGGUUGCUACAUUAGAGGAUCACGCUCCAUCUUUAUCAACAGUGCAAAAGUGGGCAGCUGAAUUUAGGAGGGGAACGGACAGUCUGAAAAAAGACCCAAGGUCAGAACGAACUUCUACUUCCACUACGGAGGAAAACAUUGAUCGUGUUCACCACACUGUAAAGAGUGACAGGCAAUUGACUAUAAAUCAAAAAGCCAAUGUUAUUAGCAUAUCUUUUGAGAGAAUUGAGAAAAUUCUACACAAUGAACUCAGUAUGACAAUGGUUUUUGCUCCUUGGUUGCCUCGUCUUUGA
Octopus sinensis (East Asian common octopus) is the source of this 426-nucleotide messenger RNA. RefSeq lists its product as uncharacterized. The coding region runs from base 1 to 426 and encodes 141 amino acids. The record is from RefSeq and is a predicted model, not a curated record. The transcript is spliced from 2 exons. NCBI's taxonomy places the organism in Eukaryota, Metazoa, Mollusca, Cephalopoda, Octopoda, Octopodidae.